This is a messenger RNA of Urocitellus parryii (Arctic ground squirrel), 3198 nucleotides long. NCBI's taxonomy places the organism in Eukaryota, Metazoa, Chordata, Mammalia, Rodentia, Sciuridae. The record is from RefSeq and is a predicted model, not a curated record.
AUGAGCAACACUGAGAUACUCCGUUCUACAAAUCUUAUAAUUCUGCUGAAGGAUGAAAUCUUUGCCGAUUUUUUCAAUACAUUUCUUUCUCUCCCGGUCUUUGGUCAGACCCCAUUUUAUCUUGUUGAAAAAUCACAGUGGAACUUGUGGCCAGAAAUACCUCGCGACUUGAUUGCCAAAUACAAAGGACUAUUGACCUGGUUGGAAAAAUAUCGGUUACCUUUCUUCUGCAAAACAAACUUGUGUUUCAAUUACAUUCUCUGUCAGGAAUUAAUCAGUUUCAUUAAGUCUGAAGAAGGAGGUGAAGAGUUGGUGGAUUUCUGGAUCCUUGCUGAGAAGAUCCUGAGCAUCGAUGAGAUGGACCUGAAAAAGAGAGACUACUACCUGUCCCUCCUUCUCAUGCUGAAGGCCAACCAUCUGCAGUCGGGGUCCAGGGUAGUCAAGCUCUGCAACGUGAACAUCAACUCCCUCCUGAACCUCUCCAUCUGGCAUCCCAACCAGUCAACCACCAGAAGGGAGACCCUGAGCCACAUGCAGAAAGUGGCUCUGUUCAAAGUCCAGAGCUACUGGCUCCCCAACUUCUACACCCACGCCAAGGUGGCAAUGGCCAGCGAGGAGGCCUGCCAGGGCCUGAUGCAGGAGUAUGAGACUCGCCUGUACAGCGUUUGCCACACCCACUCGGGAGAACUCCCUCUGAACAUGAGCAUCAGGAAGAGUUUCCACUGCCAAAAACAGUACUCAAGCAAGAAGGCCAGGAGGAGGAUGUGGCACAUGGCAGAAACGGACCCUCGCUUUCUGGAAUCCAGUCCCAAGCCGGAUAGCAGGACUAUGCCUACACAGGAGAUGAGUUCUCAGAAGAUGGUGACACAGAUGUCUUCCCUGACAACAGUGGCUUCUUCAAAGGAGUCAAUAAUCAGUUCCUUAGAAAAUGAUGAUCCCUGUGCUAAGAAGUUCGCUAUGAAGAAAUCCAAGGGCCACCUCCUCAUGRAGGGCCUCUUUGAGACAAGGUUUUCCACCCAAAUGAGGACUUCCACCCCUAUCAUUAAUUAUUCUUCACAGAUGACAAUCCACAAGGCCAUGAGGAAAAGCCUCCCCCUGGGGUACACAUAUUGGGCCCUGUGUGCUGACAUCCAUGCAGGGAGUCCCUUCCGGCACUACCUAAAGAAGAUGAAAUUGAAAGUGGAGAGACAACUCCUGGACCUGUGGCAGGACCUACACCAUUUCCUGCGUGUUCUGAUGAAUAACAGGAAUAAUGGAAAUGCCAUCUUUCGUCACAUGCUGGGUCACAGGAUCUGUGAGCUCUACUUGAAUGAGCAGCUUGGUCCACGCUUACCACUCAAAUCUCAGACCAUUCAAGGCCUGAAAAAGCUGCUGUCUUCCGGGGAUGUGACCCCCUGGAUUCCCAAAGCCCAGAGGGAAAUUUGCAAGAUACUCAGCCCCUGCUAUAAUGAGUUCCUGAAUGAAGAGGACUACUGGUUUCUCGUUUUUACAACUCAGACACGGUUCAUCAAAAACCGGUGCCAUAGAAGAAAAUCUAUAAGCAAAGAAGAGAACAUUCUUCUUUAUAAGAGGAUGCAGAAAUCUCUGGAGUUAACCCAGGCCUUGGCUAACAUGGAGAAAAUGGAUUCGAUGCAGUGGCCAAGCGUAGCGACUGAGAACCUACGCCAAGCUGGGUCUCUSCAGGUAGAACUGCAGUCUCCAGUGUUUCUGGAAGACAUAAACAACCUGACUUUUGAGGAACUCUGCUUUAAGUAUCCAAAGGUGGCCAUAAAGAAGAUCAGUGAUGACUACAAGUUAUACUGUGAGAAAGCACCUCUCAUAGAUUUUAAAGUGCAAAUUGUCAAGGAACCAAAGGUAAUUACAGCCCCACAAAGGAAAAUAUCCUUCUCCAAAAAAUCUGGUACUAGGAAGCCCUCAGUGAGACCCAGGAACUUGACAGAAGUCCUCCUAAAUUCACAAUACCUGGAGCUCUUCAGGGAGUUCCUCAGAGAACAUAACGCRGAAAGCCCAUUGCUAUUCCUGAUGGCUGUACAGAGGAUGAAUUCGAAAGCCAAUGAGAAGACUUACAUGUCUUCAUUGGAAAACAUAAUCCAGACUUUCUUCCACGGCAAAAUCCCUCCUGAAGAAAUGCUGCAGUGCGAUGCCCCUCUCAUCAAAGAAGUCACUGAAAUGAGUCAAGUCAGUACAACCACAUUGCUAAUGGUCCAGAGCCACGUCAUGAAAUCUCUGGAUGAAAAGUGGUUUAAGGAUUACCAAGAUAUAUUCCCGUUUCCUCCUCCUUCUCCGGAGGUGGAGCCUGAAGCACCAGCUCUGCCUAAGAAGCCCUCAAAGAUAACAAUGUACCUGCUGGAAUCCCAGAAAAAAGGGUGGCUGAAAAUGACCAGCUUUAUCAAGAGCUUUUGCAAGUACCGCAAAUUUAUUUCAAAUCCCAGUAAGCGCCAGGAAUUUAUAGACUAUCUUCACUUGGAAAUGUGCAAUAGCAAAGACAAUUUCCCCGGAUCACCCAGUUUAUCGGUACGUCCAAUCCCAUUGUCCACCAACAUCCGGAGUGCAGACCCAGAGAAUGGAGAGAUAACCCUUCUAAAGCGCCGUAUAUAUGGUCACAGGGUCAUCAUUGUCAACUUUGCAAUUAAUGAUUUAUAUUUCUUAUCUGAAAUUGAGAGAUUUAAUGAUUUGGUGAGUUCAGCUCACAUGCUGCAGGUCAACAGGACAUACACUGAGAAUGACCUACUGCUGCUGCGGGCCAAAAUUAACAUUAUCCUAAGGCUCUUYCUGAAUUCUGACAUCCCUCCAAGGCUGAGGGUGAAUAUCUCUGAGUCCCAGAAGGAGGCUAUCCUUGCUGCAGUUUCAGAGGGCCACCUAGAUCGGACCACCUUCCACGGGGCUGUCAUGUCCAUCUUCCCCGUCAUUAUGUACUUCUGGAAAAGGUUUUGUACUUGGAAGGCAGCCCGCUCUUACCUGCAACACAUGGGAAAGGGGAUGAAAGACAGAAAAUGUGCUUCUAAACCUGCAUACAAAUACCCUCCUUCAAGUGGAGGAGACCAGGGCGUCCUAAGAUUCACCCUGCUCAGAGGUGUGGAGUGGUUUGGGCCUCAACAGCGGGGGGAUGCAAGUUCAAUCCAAAAUUCAUCAUCUGGAAACCUUUCCCAACCGAGAGCUGUACCAUCUUCCUUGCAGCUGGGUCCUUUCCUGGGGUAG